This is a messenger RNA of Chelonoidis abingdonii (Abingdon island giant tortoise), 3979 nucleotides long. It is a transcript of the gene IRAG1, whose product is annotated as inositol 1,4,5-triphosphate receptor associated 1. The record is from RefSeq and is a predicted model, not a curated record. Lineage: Eukaryota; Metazoa; Chordata; Testudines; Testudinidae.
AAAUGAGUAAGUAGAUCCUCACGUGCAGUGAACUCAGAGAAUGCUAAUGGGGUAUCUGCGUCUUUUUGUUCUCAGAGGCUUAUGCCAGAAUAGGGAAAGCCUUUUAUUCUACCACUCGCUCGGAGUCAGAAGAAGGGGGCUUUCUGAAGAGUUACUUUAAAUUGAAACUCUCUUCUAAUGUUAGUCUGCUGACCGUCGUGGGUCUCUUGAGUUAGAAACUGCUUCAGCUUAGUUAAUAGAGCCAGAUGUAACAUUGACCUUAAAUGGUAAAAGCUCCCAAGAGUGAGAGAGAGGCUCGCCUGAGGGGAAAAAGAGGAAUAACUCAGUUUUAGGAGGGUCCUGCUUACUGUGUUCAAUCCAAAAGCCCAUUGCCAUUUCAUUAUCCCUUCUUCACCUACAAUACUGGGCAUUAUCCUGACCAUGGCAGUUCCAGACUUCAGACUCCACUGUUAGAGCAUUUGAGGUCAGCUGUCAGACUAGCAGUGGAGAUGGAGUAAAGCAUCUUUAUUCUAAACCCUUGCUAACACAGUUUUCAGCUGUGACUCAGACAGAGAGGCUACCAUGCCAACCGUACCUGAAGACAAGGGACAGCCACCAGAAGUACAACGCACCAGUUCUCCUCCAAUCAAAGAUGCUACUAUUGAGGGGACAACAUGCAGUGCACCUUCUAUUGUUCUUCCAGAGAAUGCUGUAACGCCAGAUGUAGAAAUUGAUAAAAAUCUGGUUAACAGACCUCAUAGUCCUCAUCUGAGACAUUCUAACCGACACACUAGGACUUCCGUUAGUUCACUGACUUCUGUUGACAAUACAGGUCAGGUGAUUGAUCUGGUAAAUGGCCAACUGCCAGAUGUCAAAAUCUCAGAUGAAGAUAAAAAGAAGAAUCUUGAGUUACUAGAAGAAGCAAAGAGAGUGAGUGAGAGGUUCCUAAUGCGCAGAGGCAGAAAAUCAAGAAGCAGUCUUCCAGAGUCUCCCACAGCUGUUUCUCCUACACUUAGUCCAAGAGUUUCACCUGUACCAUCUCAGAACAACUCUCUCACUCUUCCAAUCCCAACAGGGUCUGAUGUAUGUACAGCCACGGGUGCUGCGUCAGUGUCUCCACUGCAGAAUGUCACAAAACAUUUAACCGAUAGAAAGCAGAAUGAUCAGAGGAAGGUUUCUCAGGGAAGGUUGGUUCCUCGUUCCACUAGUUUUGAAAACUCCAAAGAGAAACUCUCUGCACAAAAAGAAAACUUUGAUCCACUUACACAUAUGGAUAAUUUACCCAAAUCCUCUCCUUCAGGCAGUGAUGCUGGCAAAACUUCUCUUAACACAAGCACAAACAGCUGUGAAAAUGAACAUGGAAAACCAUUACUUAAGAAAUCAAAAGAAAAUGACUUUCCUUUAAGAAUGUAUCGACAAGGACCAGGCACAGGUACUAUGGACAAAAAAUUAAAAAGUUCUGUCCCAGAACUGAUGGACCCUAAAGUUACCUGUAAAACAGAACUUAAAGCAUCUGGAACACGCCCUCCUCUAUUACGAGCGGUAUCAUGGGAUAGCAUAGAACCUGGACAUCAAGAAAAGGCACCUUUUAAAUUACCGCCUGAAGAAGAUAUUAGUAAUAAAUCCAGCAAUCAGUUGACUAAAACAUUAACAUUCAAAGAUCUUCAAAUACAAGUUCAACCAGUUCGAAUGCAGAAAUUGACAAAGCUCAGAGAGGAGCAUAUUCUUAUGCGAAAUCAAAACUUAGUUGGACUUAAACUGCCUGAACUCAGUGAAGCAGCUGAACAGGAAAGAGGGCCUUCACCUAUGCAGUGCACCACUGAAGAAGAGGAGUCAAAUAAUAGCUCUGAUGUCAUGCCUAACAUUCCUGAUGUACUGCUACGAAAACUCCGUGUGCAUAAAUCUCUGCCAGGAAGCUCUCCUCCACUUACUGAAAAAGAAGUUGAGACUGUGUUUGUACAACUUUCCUUGGCCUUCAGAAAUGAUAGUUACACCUUGGAAUCUAGAAUUAACCAGGCGGAGAGGGAGAGAAAUCUUACUGAGGAGAACACUGAAAAGGAACUGGACAACUUUAAAGCAGCCAUUAUGUCUUCAGCUGCCUUAUGGCAUCAUUAUGAACACAGAGAAACUUGCCAGAAGCUGUUGGAGGAUAUUGCUGUACUACAUCGUUUGGCUGCUAGACUCUCCAGUCGUGCUGAAAUGGUUGGAGCUGUUCGCCAGGAGAAACGUAUGUCAAAGGCCACAGAAGUAAUGAUGCAGUAUGUGGAGAAUUUGAAGAGAACAUAUGAAAAGGAUCAUGCUGAGCUAAUGGAGUUUAAGAAACUGGCCAAUCAGAAUUCUAGCAGAAGUUACAGUGCAUCUGAAGAUGGAGUCCCUCGUUCAUCUAGAUCCAUGUCUCUUACUGUUGGAAAGAAUAUGCCUCGGAGGAGAGUCAGUGUUGCUGUUGUUCCUAAGUUUAACUCAUUACACAUUCCUGGACAGUCACCUACUACGUCACCCAUACCUUCAAUGCCAUCCCUGUCUGAAUCACCCAAUGGGAGAAGUAGUCUGACAUGUACUCCUGCCCUACCAGCCCUUCUAGAGAAUGGAAAGUCAAAUGGAGAGCAUGACCGUGAAUCGCUUGCUUCUCUGCUGACACAGAGCUGUUCAGAGGAGAUCAAUCCUGAGACAAAAGCCAAGAUAGAGGAGGAAGCUUAUAACAAAGGUUAUCAGGAAGGCUUAAAGAAAACCAAAGAACUUCACGAGCUGAAAGAGGAAGAUGAAGAGAAAACAAAUGAAAUCCCUGAUGAGCAUGAAGAAAGUGAAAGUGAAGAGAUAAAUAACAUGAAAAACAGCAAACUUGAAGUUGUUAUUAAUUAUUUACAUAUACUGUACCCAAAACUGUGUAAACACUGGAAUGUGGUCUGGAUUGUAGCGGCUGCGAUAAUCAUUUUUGCUGCGCUGUUGGGGAUCUACCAUUCAUACAACUCCUGUGUUGAAUUAUCAGAUGGACCUGAGGGGAAAGCCACCUGUUCUGCUGUCCAGCAAUACUCUUGGUGGAACUCAGGACUUCAGCAUGAGCAAGGCACAGAAUAAUAAACAAAUUAUAAAAUAUUUACGGUACAUCAGUACGCACACACUUUAAAACACGGUUAUUAAAGCAAGGUAGCACUUUGUCAUUUUCCUGUUGCUAAAUAUGAUCAGUAAGCCACACUAGUUAUUCUAUGCCAUCAGGCAUGGGAAUGGAUUGUGAUUUACCUAGUGAAAUUGACCAUCUGAUAAAUACUUCUGUCUUUUUGUCUUGAUAAUUGUAUCUGACUGAUAUGACUUCAUACAAAUAAAGUCACAUUUAAAUCAUGCCAAGGUUGUGACAGUCACCAGCAAUAGCCAGGAUAUUCAGAGGGAAGACUGACACAUUAGACCUUAAUUCAUACACUUUUGAGGAAAGCAAUAAAAGCUACCAGUUUGAGAGUAUUUGCUUUAACUUUGCAUUUCUUGGCUUUUAUUGACUGAUGUCAUAACUUUCACAGCAGUGAUAUAUAGGAUUUUUUUAAAAAUGUAAUGUCCUUGUUUAGAAUGAGUGGGUGGGAAAAAAAGGCCUUCUGCUGAAGAUUAAAAAUAUUAUACAAGGCCGAAUUUAUCCUUGGUGUAUUUCCAUAAUAUGAGUUACACCAAGGAUGAGGUUGGCCCAAUAAUCAUACAACAAUGCAAAAUGGAAUGCUGACUAAAUACAUGUUUUCUAUUGCUAUUCAUAAUGUAUUGCAAGAGGGAAACCACUCUAUUGUUUGAAGAGGGUUUAUGUUAAGGACUAAAUCCAGGUUUGUGUGGCAAACAGAUCAAGUGCCAGUGUGUCUCAGAGCUUCUUUGUAUGUCAAAGGGACGUGCUGUGUGGUGCAUUUUGCUGUUCUUCUGAACAAGAGUGCAAUGCACUCCCCACUAGCAGUUGCUACUGACCAGAGCCAGCACUUCCACUGAGGCGACGUAGGCGCCUAGGGCGCCAGGAUUUGGAAGGGCGGCAGAC